Messenger RNA from Neltuma alba, 1241 nucleotides. Its product is annotated as nuclear transcription factor Y subunit C-1-like. Bases 51 to 956 code for a protein of 301 amino acids. Lineage: Eukaryota; Viridiplantae; Streptophyta; Magnoliopsida; Fabales; Fabaceae. Gene Ontology annotation, cellular component: nucleus. The transcript has 3 exons. The record is from RefSeq and is a predicted model, not a curated record. Gene Ontology annotation, biological process: regulation of transcription by RNA polymerase II. Gene Ontology annotation, molecular function: RNA polymerase II cis-regulatory region sequence-specific DNA binding; protein heterodimerization activity; DNA-binding transcription factor activity, RNA polymerase II-specific.
AAAUUUUGGGAGUUUUGAUUCAGGGAUGAUACUUGGCAACAGUGUAGAACAUGCUGGAUCUUAGGAGUGGCCAGUUCAACGGGCCAACUAUUGUGGGCAUUUUUGGAGACCACUCAAAAUAUUCGAAUGAGGAGACGCUUGAUGGAAGGAAUUCCAAGUUAAAAAUACAGAAACGGCAGAAGUUUCUCUAUGUGCGUCGCCCAAAAAGUCUCGAUACGCCCGAAAAGCGAGACGCAACCAUUAACGUUGAAGCCGAUCGCACCAUUCAUCAUUCACCAUCGAAUACAUCAGUAAUGGAGAAUCACCAGCAAGCCCCACCUCCCUCCGCUUACCCACCUCAGCCCCCUGCUCCUCCUUCUUCCUUCCACCACCUUCUUCAACAACAGCAACAGCAGCUUCACACCUUCUGGACCAUCCAGCGCCAAGAGAUCGAGCAUGUCAACGAUUUCAAGAACCACCAGCUCCCUCUCGCUCGCAUCAAGAAGAUCAUGAAGGCCGACGAGGACGUCCGCAUGAUCUCUGCCGAAGCCCCCAUUUUGUUCGCCAAGGCCUGCGAGCUCUUCAUCCUCGAGCUCACCAUUCGAUCCUGGCUCCACGCCGAAGAGAACAAGAGGCGCACUCUCCAGAAGAACGACAUCGCCGCCGCUAUCACCCGCACUGAUAUUUUCGAUUUCUUGGUCGAUAUUGUGCCUAGGGACGAGAUCAAGGACGAGGCUGCCCUUGGUGGAAUGAUGGGGGCACCCGCGAGCGGUGUUCCUUACUACUAUCCGUCUAUGGGCCAACCUGCCGGCCCUCCCGGGGGCAUGAUGAUUGGACGGCCUGCGGUGGAUCCCACCGGAGUCUACGCGCAACCGCCUUCCCAAGCGUGGCAGUCAGUGUGGCAGACGGCGGCGGAUGAUGGAUCCUACGGCAGCGGCGGGAGCAGUGGACAGGGCAAUCCUGAUGGUCAGAGUUAACUGACUGAACUGAAGAUGACUGUUUGAGGUGACAAUGCAAAGAUGUUGGUCUCAUGCAAUGGUGCUUGGAAAUUUUCUAUCCCUUAUGAUUUAGGAAAUGAUAUUUAACAAAUCUGUUGAACUUGAUUCAACAACUGAACAAGAGAGGAUAUUUGAGUUUAUGUACAAAUAUCUCACAACCAACGACCACGAUUUGCUAUGGGGGGGCUGCGUUUUAUUGCACUGGGAAUAGUAUUACACUGUUCUGCUUAAAUUAAAUCGGUGCCUUUCGAGCAUCGGAGUAUA